Messenger RNA from Anthostomella pinea, 498 nucleotides. Lineage: Eukaryota; Fungi; Ascomycota; Sordariomycetes; Xylariales; Xylariaceae. The record is from the annotation of a GenBank genome assembly.
AUGGGACGCUGGCCCAGCAUUCGGCCAUUGAUCAACCAAGAAGCCGUGCAGGUUGCUCGAACACUCUGUCGACGGUACAAGAACGUCAACAUUCAACCUGGCCUGCUUCGAAGCCACGGUUACCUGGAGGGCAAUACCCGCAUCCUGCUUAACACAGAGUUUGACCUGGUACAGGUCGACGCCAGCACCGACAGUAUGCUGGAGAACGUACAGGGGCUUCCAUGGCUUGCACAUGUCCGCAGACUGGCUAUCUCGAAGACAGGGGUCAGAUUUGCGCCAUUUGAGUCACUCUUGCAACUUGUCGACUCUCUCCCACAUCUCAAGGAACUAUCGGUGUUGGUGCCUCUGGAAGACCCCAACCUGCCGGCCCAGGGUACCCGUUCGACGCUACCCCUGGACGAGUUUGGCUUUCACCAGUUCGAGGUCGCUGGGGACAUGGACGUCCGGGCCUUCUCUGAGAAAGCUGAAGUCAGCGGCGGUAUAAUGGUGCCCAGUUAG